Messenger RNA from Stylonychia lemnae, 1029 nucleotides. The record is from the annotation of a GenBank genome assembly. Lineage: Eukaryota; Ciliophora; Spirotrichea; Sporadotrichida; Oxytrichidae.
AUGCAGCAAUAACACAACUUUUCACUCCUUUAUGACUAGAACUAUAACCAAUGCAUGCAUAAUUUCCAGGGGAAUCAAUACUAACUGCAGAACAUUCAUAGACUAGAAACAAUCAAUCCUAAUAACGUUGUUCCUAUUGAAGAUUUAAAAUCUGCCAGUCUUGGACUCUAAUAGUUUUACCUUCUAAAUCAUCCUGAAUAAUCAAGAUCUAGUACAAUGCUCUUUUAAACUCCAUUCAAUCAACUCUAAGAUAAAAAUAUACCAUAUUAGAAUUCAGAAAAACUAGAAUUAAGAAUGACUGAAUCUCUUCCUUAUUUUGAAACUAAUAACUUAAAAAAAUAGGAUGGAGUUAGUGAUGAAUAGGGUACUCUUGGUAGUGAUCCAUCAACUAAUAAUAUUCAAAUUUCUAAGUAAAGUAAUAUGACUCAUUACCAUAAUAAUCAUUCUGUUAAAUCGAAGGAAGCUAGAAAUGAUUGCUUCCUUAUUAACCUAGAUGAAGCUCAGAAAUCAUAAGUUUAAAUUGAAUAACUCUUUGAUUUUUAAAAAAGCAAAAUCAAAACCCCUUAAUAAUAAAUUUCAGAAUAGAACUAUACUGAAAGUGAAGAAAUUGAUGAAGACUAUAUUAAUAAGGAAAAUUAAAGAAGAAAGAGAGGACCUAAAAUUAGAAAAGCAAAUUCAAAGAUCUUUGAAUGUGAUUUCUGCCAUAUUUAGGUAACAAGAAAGGACAACCUCUAAAAGCAUAUAAAGAAUAUACAUUAGUAAUAGAAACGUUUUAAAUGUGGAAUAUGCUUCAGGCAAUUUACAGAGAAAGGAAACUUGACAGUCCACUACAGAUUACAUAUGAAUAUAAAGCCUUAUAAAUGUGAGGUAUGCAACAUAUAGAUUAGCUCCAAAGGUAAUCUUAAGGAUCAUUAGAAGAGACAUUUCAAGAAAAAGUAAAUUAUCAUUCUUAACCAUCUUUAGAGAUUUCUAAUGUACUAUAUGCCAGAAGAGUUUUUAUAGAAAAAUUUAAUUAAACAAUCACAUUGA